AUGUCCGAGGUUCCUGAUUAUGAUCAAGAUGAAUUUGAAAACAAAGUUAAAAUUAUAUGUUUGGGCGACAGUGCGGUAGGGAAAUCAAAUCAUCCACAGCAGUUGUCUACAUAUGCAGUGACGUUAUACAAACAUACAGCUGAAGUGGACAACAGAAAAAUAUCCGUAGACUUUUGGGAUACGGCCGGUCAAGAACGUUUUCAGAGUAUGCAUGCUUCGUACUACUACCAAGCACAUGCUUGUAUUUUCGUAUUUGACGUAACGCGAAAGAUAACCUACAAAAAUCUCCCAAAAUGGUAUGAAGAACUGCGUCAAUACCGACCAGAUAUACCGUGUUUGUGCAUUGCAAACAAAAUAGACGCUGACAUGACAAUGACCAAUAAGACAUUCAAUUUUGCCAAAAAGAACAAAAUGGCGUUGUACUUCGUUUCUGCCUCCAACGGAACCAAUGUCGUACGCGCUUUUCGGGAUGCGAUUCGUGCGGCGGUGGCAUACAAAGAGUCCGCCACUGACAUCAUGGAUCAAAUUAUGGAAGAACUGGAGACGGUGAGCGUGGAACCACCUACGGCCUCGGAGGUUUACGACUGCAUAUGUUCUCUCAAGCGCCACCGAGCUCCUGGUCCGGAUGACCUCCCACCCACAUUGUUCAAAGUCGGGGGUGGGGGCAGUGAAGUCCUCACUCAGCGCUUGUCUGAUCGGUUGGCUUGCAUUUGGGAAAAUGAGACCGUCCCAGACAACUGGGGACAAUCGGUGAUAGUGCCCAUUUUCAAAAAAGGGGCUCGUAGUGAGUGA
Opisthorchis viverrini is the source of this 792-nucleotide messenger RNA. RefSeq lists its product as hypothetical. Gene Ontology annotation, cellular component: Golgi apparatus; endosome. NCBI's taxonomy places the organism in Eukaryota, Metazoa, Platyhelminthes, Trematoda, Opisthorchiida, Opisthorchiidae. The record is from RefSeq and is a predicted model, not a curated record. Bases 1 to 792 code for a protein of 263 amino acids. The transcript has 5 exons. Gene Ontology annotation, molecular function: GTP binding; GTPase activity.